GCUUCUUCUGCUCGACGAAGCGGCUGGAAGUACUCAUUUCAUUCGAAGCGGCUGGCCGAUAGCAAGUUGUAACACUAUGAUAACAACACUCAGUCGCGCCGCAGCGCGGCGAGCGCCGCGCUGCGCGCUGUCCACUGCGCAAAGCCUUGUAGGAGAUUACACCAUCGUGGACCACUCAUACGAUGUCGUCGUGGUGGGCGCGGGCGGCGCAGGCCUCCGCGCGGCGAUGGGCGCCGCGGAGGCCGGCUUCAAGACGGCGUGCGUGACGAAACUCUUCCCGACGCGCAGCCACACGGUCGCGGCGCAAGGCGGCAUCAACGCCGCGCUCGGCAACAUGACCGAAGACGACUGGCGCUGGCACAUGUACGACACGGUCAAGGGGUCGGACUGGCUGGGCGACCAGGACGCCAUCCACUACAUGUGCCGCGAGGCGCCGCGCGCGGUCCUCGAGCUCGAGUCGUACGGCCUGCCCUUCUCGCGGACCGAGGACGGCAAGAUCUACCAGCGCGCGUUCGGCGGCCAGAGCCUGGACUACGGCAAGGGCGGCCAGGCGUAUCGGUGCGCGUGUGCGGCCGAUCGCACGGGCCACGCGAUGCUCCACACGCUGUACGGGCGAAGUUUAGCGUUCGACACCACGUACUUCCUGGAGUUCUUCGCGCUCGACCUGAUCAUGGACGACGAGGGCAAGUGCGUCGGCGUCGUGUGCCUGGAGAUGGAGAACGGCACGAUCCACCGCAUCAACGCCAAGAACACCGUCUUGGCGACCGGCGGCUACGGGCGGGCCUACUUCUCGUGCACCUCGGCGCACACCUGCACGGGCGACGGCAACGCCAUGGCGCUGCGCGCGGGCCUGGCCGCGGAGGACCCCGAGUUCGUCCAGUUCCACCCGACGGGCAUCUACGGCGCCGGGUGCCUGAUCACCGAGGGGUGCCGCGGGGAGGGGGGCAUCCUGCGCAAUUCGGACGGCGAGCGGUUCAUGGAGCGCUACGCGCCGUCCGCCAAGGACCUCGCGUCGCGCGACGUGGUCAGCCGCGCGAUGACGAUGGAGAUCCGGGAGGGGCGCGGCGUCGGCAAAGAAAAGGACCACUGCUACCUGCACCUGGACCACUUGCCCGCGGAGUUGCUCGCGGAACGCCUACCAGGCAUCAGCGAGACCGCGGCGAUCUUCGCGGGCGUCGACGUGACCCGGGAACCCAUCCCGGUCCUGCCCACGGUGCACUACAACAUGGGCGGCAUUCCGACCAACCAUUUGGGCGAGGUGAUCCACCAGAAGAAGGACGCGUCGGGAAACGUGGUCGACCACGACGCGGUCGUGCCGGGCCUCUUCGCCGCGGGCGAGGCCGCCUGCGCGUCGGUGCACGGCGCGAACCGGUUGGGCGCCAAUUCGUUGUUAGAUAUCGUCGUGUUCGGCCGCGCGUGCGCGUUGCGCAUCGCCGACAUCGCCAAGCCCGGGGACGCCGUCCCGCCGCUCCCGAGGGACGCGGGGCAGAAGACGUUGCAGGACCUGGACGACGUGCGCCACUCGUCCGGCCCGACGCCGACGGCCGAGAUCCGCCGGGACAUGCAGAAGACGAUGCAGGACCACGCCGCCGUCUACCGGACGCAGGAGAGUCUCGCCGAGGGCGUGACCAAGAUUGAUAAAGUGGUGGACUCCUUCCAGGACGUGGGCGUCUCGGACCGCUCGCUCAUCUGGAACACGGACCUCGUGGAGACGCUGGAGCUGCGCAACUUGUUACCGAACGCCGCCGCGACGAUGCACGCCGCCGAGGCCCGCAAGGAGAGCCGCGGCGCGCACGCGCGCGAGGACUGCCCCGACCGCCUCGACGACGACUGGAUGAAGCACACGAUGACGUACUAUGACGAAGCGACGCGCAAGACGUCGGUGACGUACCGCCCGAUCCAUUACGAGACGCUGGACGAGGACGAGUGCGCCGUCGUGCCGCCGGUCGCGCGUGUCUACUAGCUUCGGAUUGUGCACAUAAUACUUCCCAAGCGAAAAA
This is a messenger RNA of Pelagomonas calceolata, 2000 nucleotides long. NCBI's taxonomy places the organism in Eukaryota, Pelagophyceae, Pelagomonadales, Pelagomonadaceae. The record is from the annotation of a GenBank genome assembly.